CCCUUGCUGGCCGCGCCCCUCAAGAGCCCGGAGGCCGGGAGCUGGCGCCCACAGGGUCCCCAGAGAGAGAAGACUUCGUCUCAAGUUUUCCUAGCGCUUCCUCGUCCCCACCGCGACUGGCGUCCCAGGCUCUCUGUGGCCCUUCCAACUUUCAAAAACCGCCCCCUUCUGGACCGCCGAGGGCCCUAAGACGCCCCUCAACUGCCCUGCCCCCUAAAAUCUCUUUGAUUCUCCAGCUGUCCCCCAGGCCCGCAGGACCCCUCCGAUGGCCAGGUCGUACGGCGGCCGGGUGCUGGCCGCGAUGGUCUUGUUGGGCAUCCCCGCGGCGGUGCUGGCGGCGCUGGGCGCGCAGCUGCUGUUCCAGCUGCAGGCGGGCCGCGCGGAGCUUCGAGGACCGCGAAUCGACGGGCUGGGCCCGGAGCUGGGCGCCGGCCCCCGGCUGCCGGAGGACGCGGCCGGGGCGCUGCUGCCGCUGGCCGCCGCACUCUCCGCGCUGGCCCUGGUGCUGGGCCUCACCUGCCUGCUGCUCGCUGCGCUCUGCGGCCACCUGGGCGCCGAGAUGGCGCGGGGACCAGGCUCUAACAGGUCUGACUGGUUUCUCUAUGACUGCCGCCUCCUCAGACAUGUGGCUCUCGGCCUCUUCUGUUGCGGGGUCUCCGUCUACUUGGCAGCACUGUCCAUCUACGCCCUGCUGCUCUUCGAGAUCGAGACAGGUGCAGCAGCUGCCUCCAUCCUUGGCUUGGGCGCUCUCGUCCUGGUGGCAGCACUGACCCAGACUCUGCUCCAGGCCGCCCGGACCACCCGCCGGGGCCUCCAUGAACUGUCCCCACCACACUUUGAAGAUGACCCUGUCCGCCCUGCUGAAGUCUCCAAGGCCGGCCCCAGGGCUCAGCCCCAGCAGGGUAUUCAUCACUGGACUCUCUACUCAUCCUUCCCUAAACUGGGGGACUCCCUCAGACCCAUGGUCACUGACACAGCACCAGCAGUCAUGGGAGGAGGCCGGGAGAGCGGCCUGCCUGCAUCCCGCAUGCACCGGACACUGUCUGCCAGUGAGGGGCGCUGGGGAGAGGUCACACAUGAGAUGCACAGCAUCCUGGGCCACAGGCCAGGGGGUUCAGGGAAGGACUCCACCUUGGUGUGAGCCCGAGGAUCAGGGAUAGAGACCGAGUGUCAGGCAGCAGGAAGAGGACUCUUGUAGAGAUAGCUCCAGGCUCAACCACAGUAGCAGUACAACUUGAUUUCUCUCUCAGUUCACGGCAUCUCUGCGUUUUGUCCUCAAGGUUGCCUCGUGGCACAGAAUGGCUGCUGGGGGUCCAACCUUCACCUCCUCACUCAGAGAGAAAGGCAGAGGCCAGGACUGACUCAGGAGCUUUUGGGAGUCUUCCUGGGAGGCCUUGGGACUCUUCUGGUUAUACAUUACUGGCCAGAACAGUCAUGUGGCCACACUUCAAUAUAGAGGAGACAAGGAAAUGCAGCUGCCCAGAAUGAAUAAAAUUCUGUUCUAGGCAGGAGGGGGAGGGGAGAGCUUAGACAGUGGUUCUCUAAACAUCUCCAUCCGUUUUACAGAUGAGGAAACCGAGGCCCAGAGAGAGGCAGUGACUCACCAAGGCUCCCACGGCCAGUACUGAGCAUCAGAGCUUGGAUUCGAACCUGGGUCCUGUAGCCUCCAUGCUGCAGAUAGUGCAAGCCUCAGACUCUGCGACUCCUUCCGGGCUGUGAGCAUUUGAAACCUGCAUGUGCCAAGCUCAGAGCAGCCCUGGGCCACGGAUGCUCCUGGAGACCUGGACCCAGACUCCUGGCUGUGGGCCUGUGGCUGAGGGCUUCACCACUCUGUGGCUCAGUUUCCUGGCCUGUAAAAUGGGAACAGAAAUGGUUCCUUCUUCUAGGGCUCCCGUGAGACACUACAUGAGUCACUCCCGGGGCCUGUGCACAGCAGGUCCUCAAUGCUUGUCAAGCUGUGCUUCUGUUAGUUGGAGUGCCUGGUGGCAAGAAAAUGUGGGUUGAUGGCUGGUUUCUCGGACCCUUGGAACUUACGGGGCUUGGUGGAUAACUCAGAGCCCCAGGGGUCUCCAGAGGUCCCAUUCCCAUCCCUGUCCUGCACUACCUGAAAAUAAAUUCCAUGUCACUAUCUCCAUGUCACUUGAGCCACAACCAAACGUGCUGCAUGGCCAAGUUAGGUCCAGGAUGAAGGGUGCACUGGAAGGAGUGGGGGUGUGGAGGGCAAAAGUUGGGGGACAGAGAGUGUACCCCUUGUAGGGCCAAGUCUGGGAUCCAUUUCCCACAAAUCUUCAUGCAUAUAAAUAUCACAGGGAAUGGGGAUGCCCUGGUUUCUGCCCCCACUCCAAAUGGACUAAUGUCCUCAGCAAUAUCCCAGCCUGUCCAUCCCUUCCUAGGCCACCUAGGGCCACCUAAUGGAGGAAGCUCAGCCACACAGUGGCUUGAAGACCCCAGGACCUGUCCCCAUAGUCAGAGAGGUGGCAGCGCCCAGCAGCCUUGGGGGAGGCUGGUCCCCAGCCAAUGAUCAGCGAGAGACUUGGAUGCCCCACUCCCCUCGGCUACAUCCUUCCUGAGCCCCCUGGGAGCCUACACAAACCUCCUCCUCCUAUAUGGCACCUGUCGCAGGGGGUAUCCAGAAAGCAAAGGCUUGUGGUGUGCAUGAAAAUAUCAAUGGAAGAGGAUAAAGUUAGAACAAAUGUCAAACUUCCCUGGUGGUCCAGUGGUUAAGAACCUGCCUUCCAAUGCAGGGGAUGCCUGCAUGCCAUGGGGCUACUAAGCGGCAACUAGAGAGCCUGCAGGUAGCACCUACUGAGCCGCCCAGCUCUACAGCCUGCGCACCGCAACCAAGACAGUGCAGGCAAAAAAAAAAAAAAAGCAUGUCAUGUCACAUGCCUGGUACUGCAGACACGCACCAUGUACUUCCUGGCUUUAGUUACUUAGGACAAUCCCACUCACUGAUGGGGAAACAGAGGCCGGAAGAGCAAGGUCACUUAUGUGAGACCACACAGCAGUGGUGAUGGCUAGAACCCCAUAACCUCGUCACAUAGGAUCCAGGACAGAGCACAUGCCCGGGAAACAUUGGAGACUCCAGUUUUCUGAGAGCUCUCUGGAAUGGGGCAGGCCCUGGGGACUCUGAAGAGGGGGAAGAGAGUUGAGGAGGAAGGACCCCAGGUGGCUAUGGGUGAGGAGUGCCUCAUCUCCUGGACUGGUCAGGAGAAUUAGAAGUUGAACUUCUAAGGCCUCGUGCCCAAGGCCAGGACUAGGGUAGAUGGACAAAAGUUAAGCCGGCUCAAAAGAAUUGAAAACAAGUGUUCAAACAAAUCCUUGUAUAUAUGUGCUCAUUCUAGUCAUAAUCACCAAAAGAUGGAAACAACACAAUUGUCCAUCAACAGAUGAAUGAAUAAACAAAAAGUGGUGCAUACGA
This is a messenger RNA of Cervus elaphus (red deer), 3421 nucleotides long. It is a transcript of the gene TMEM221, whose product is annotated as transmembrane protein 221. Lineage: Eukaryota; Metazoa; Chordata; Mammalia; Artiodactyla; Cervidae. The coding region runs from base 266 to 1141 and encodes 291 amino acids. The transcript has 3 exons. The record is from RefSeq and is a predicted model, not a curated record.